This is a messenger RNA of Octopus sinensis (East Asian common octopus), 1032 nucleotides long. RefSeq names its product 28S ribosomal protein S31, mitochondrial. The record is from RefSeq and is a predicted model, not a curated record. Gene Ontology annotation, molecular function: structural constituent of ribosome. Lineage: Eukaryota; Metazoa; Mollusca; Cephalopoda; Octopoda; Octopodidae. The transcript is spliced from 8 exons. Gene Ontology annotation, cellular component: mitochondrial small ribosomal subunit. Bases 45 to 995 code for a protein of 316 amino acids.
UUAAGAGUCAAUUUCGUAAUUCCUUAUUUACUUCCCUUGUUAACAUGGCGAAGUUCCUCGAUUCCCGGUUUUUACCAAUUUUCUGUCGUUUAUCUCACAGAAUUUAUCGAAACUCCUUCAAAUCUGUCUUACAAUUGCAGCAACAGCAAACCCAUCUAUCUAAAUGCAAAGCUCGGCACCUUUGCUCAAGUCCUGUUUUACAAAAAGAAAAGCGAAACAAAAUUUCUGACGAAGAAGAUACACCAAAAAAAAAUGCUGGUGACAUCAGUGAAGAGUUGGCAACCGCUGCCAAAGAAGUUGCUGAGUCUUUACCAGGAGAUCCUUUACAAACUCAGUCUCAGUUACUACAGAGGUUGCAGGCUCAUAAUGUGCUAUCAGAAUCCCAAAAGACAAAUGCAGCUGAUGCGAAACCUAGCUUAAGCAUUGAAAAUUUAUUUGCUGGGAUGAAAGUUAUCAAAGAGAAAGCAUCAUAUUCAGGAAAAGAAAUGAAAACUGAUUCUCAGACACCUCAAAUGAAGAGACAAAUGCCCAAGUCAAUCAUCCAUACUGAAACAGAUAGCACAAAGAUAUUUUCUGCUCCCGGCCUUAAAAUUUUUGACAAAGUUACACACCCUCCACCUGAACCAGAGAAACAAAGCCUGUGGGAUGAAAUAAAUGAAGAAACCUUAGCUACCACUCCUCUAUUCCCUUCAAAUGCUUUUGAAGAAAUGGCUAUUUGGACGAAAGAAGGAAAAUACUGGACAUUCCCAAUCAAUAAUGAAGCCGGUUGGGAAGAAGAAAUAAACACAGGAUUCCAUGAACACGUCUUUCUAGAAGAUUUGAUUGCUGAUUUCCCCUCAAAAGGACCAAUUCGUCACUUUAUGGAAUUAGUCAUUACAGGACUUUCAAUGAGCCCUUAUUUAACAGUCCAACAAAAGAAGGACCAUAUUUCCUGGUUUAAGAAUUAUUUUGAAGAAAAACGACACUUACUUAAAGAGGAAUUGGCUUUAAAAUAAUAAAAGAAAAAUUCAUAAUCAACAAAAAAAUGCAUUA